This is a messenger RNA of Paracoccidioides lutzii Pb01, 267 nucleotides long. RefSeq lists its product as hypothetical. The coding region runs from base 1 to 267 and encodes 88 amino acids. Gene Ontology annotation, cellular component: mitochondrion. Gene Ontology annotation, molecular function: glycerol kinase activity. The record is from RefSeq and is a predicted model, not a curated record. Gene Ontology annotation, biological process: triglyceride metabolic process; glycerol-3-phosphate biosynthetic process; glycerol metabolic process. The transcript has 2 exons.
AUGACCGAAACCUUCAGAGAAACCACAGCAGCAUGGCACGAAGAGGAUCCAGAAGAAAUAGUCUCCUCGGCUGAAAAAUGCAUUAACCAGACAACCAAAGCCAUCGUUUCUCAAGGAUUCUCAAUCUCGGAUAUCCAAACAAUAGGCGUGACUACUCAGCGCGAAACCAAAGUUGUAUGGGAUUGGGAAACGGGAAAACCACUACAUAAUGCCAUUGCAUGGCCAGACACGCGCACCACCUCCCUAGUCAGAGAGCUGAAGCAGUAA